AUGUACCCCUUGACUCUAUUAAACAAUUCUUUGGAUUCUCAGAGUGCAAUCCUUGCCUUAGAUGAUACAGCAUUAGACCCUGAUCAGAUUGAGAACCUUAUUAAGUUUUUUCCUACAAAAGAAGAGAUUGAAUUACUCAAGAUUGUAAGACUUUUAGAUGCUCAUAACAGAGUAGAUGGCAUCGUGUACAUUAUGCAAAUAAUCACGUUUGAGUUUGCAUAUAAUUUGAUUACUUGCUCAGUAUUUGGUGACAGUUUUUUCCUAGAAUUGAUGACAGUGCCACCAGUAGAGUCUAAGCUAAGAGUUUUCUUAUUCAAAAUACAAUUUUAUUCCCAGGUUUCUGAUCUUAGAAAUAGUUUGGACAUUGUAAACUCUGCUGUUGGAGAGGUGAGGAAUUCGGUCAAAUUGAAAAGGAUCAUGCAAACUAUUCUUUCUCUGGGAAAUGCUUUGAACCAAGGAACUGCUAGGGGUUCUGCUGUUGGUUUUCGGUUGGAUAGUCUCCUUAAACUCACAGAUACACGAGCUCGGAAUAAAAAGAUGACUCUCAUGCAUUAUCUUUGUAAGGUCCUGAGCCAAAAGUUGCCAGAAUUAAUAGAUUUUCCAAAAGACCUUGCGACUUUGGAAUCUGCAACAAAGGUACAAUUGAAAUGUUUGGCAGACGAGAUGCAAGCCAUUAGUAAAGGGUUGGAGAAGGUCAUCCAAGAACUAGCUGCCUCGGAAAAGGAUGGUCCAGUGUCUGCAACAUUUUGUAAGACUGUAAAGGAGUUCCUUAGUUUUGCUGAAGGGGAAGUCAAGUCUUUGACUGCGCUUCAUACUUACGUGGGUAAAAAUGCAGAUGCAUUGGCUCAUUAUUUUGGAGAAGAUCCUGCACGUUGCCCAUUUGAGCGAGUCAUGGCUACUCUGCUCAGCUUUUCGAGGAUGUUUGUCAAAGCACAUGAGGAAAACUGCAAGCAACUUGAAAAUGAUAAGAAGAAAGCUAAGGAGGCAGAAAAUGAGAAGCCAAAAAAUUAUGGAGGGAAAACUCUUGGAAGCUUAGAGCACAAAUGUAUCGGAGAAGAACGCGUAGUCUAA
This is a messenger RNA of Hibiscus syriacus, 1071 nucleotides long. RefSeq names its product formin-like protein 17. The transcript is spliced from 13 exons. The record is from RefSeq and is a predicted model, not a curated record. NCBI's taxonomy places the organism in Eukaryota, Viridiplantae, Streptophyta, Magnoliopsida, Malvales, Malvaceae. The coding region runs from base 1 to 1071 and encodes 356 amino acids.